AUGGCUCGAUCACGGAGCACAUUUGCUUUGGGCCUCGGGCUCCUUUGUUGGAUCACUCUUCUCUUCUCCCCCCUGGCUUUGGUCAAGACCGCCCAGGCUAGCACUCCUGACGACGUUGGCGUCGCCAUUGGUAUUGAUCUGGGCACGACUUUCAGCUGCGUCGGUGUGAUGCAGAAUGGCCAGGUCGAGAUUCUCACCAACGAUCAGGGCAACCGAAUUACCCCUUCCUUUGUCGCCUUCGCAGACGGAGAGCGUCUGGUUGGUGACCCCGCCAAAAAUCAGGCCGCCAACAACCCUGAAGGAACUUUUUUUGAUGUCAAGCGUCUGAUGGGCACAAAGUUCAGCGACACGGCCGUCCAGAAAGAUAUCAAGAACAUGCCUUUCAAGGUUGUCGAUAAGGAGGGUAAGCCCGCGAUGCGACUCGAAAAAGAAGACGGCACCACAUAUUACACACCAGAAGAAAUCUCUGCCAUGAUUCUAGGCAACCUUAAAUCGACUGCCGAGAGGUACUUGAACCACGAGGUCACUCAUGCCGUCAUCACUGUCCCCGCCUACUUCAACGACAAUCAACGCCAGGCUACCAAAGAUGCCGGCACUAUCGCCGGUCUCCAAGUCCUGCGACUUGUUAACGAACCCACCGCAGCCGCUCUCGCCUACGGUCUGGGAAAGUCGGAUGAGGAGCGUACCAUCCUUGUUUUCGAUUUCGGUGGUGGCACUUUGGAUGUCUCCAUUCUUGUCAUCGACGAGGGUGUUUUCCAGGUCCUGGCUGUUGCCGGUGACUCCCAUCUUGGUGGUGAAGAUUUGACCAAUAGCCUCGUCGACCACUUCGCCGAGUCCUUUAAAAAGGAGCACAAGGUCGAUAUUACCAAGAACAAGAAAGCCAUGGCUGUACUCAAGCGUGAAGCCGAAAAGGCCAAGCGUGCUCUGUCCUCUCAAACGACAGCCACCGUAAACAUUGAUCAUUUCCACGAGGGCAAGGACUUUUCCCACACAAUCACCCGCGCCAAGUUCGAACAGCUCAACCAGCGCCACUUUGAGGCCACAAAGAAAGUCGUCAAGCGGGCUCUCAAGGACGCCAACUUGACGCCGGAAGAUAUUCGAGACGUCGUCCUCGUCGGUGGCUCUACCCGCAUCCCCAUGGUUCAGGACAUUGUUAAGAAAAUAACUGGCAAGGCACCCUACACGGGCAUCAACCCCGACGAGGCUGUCGCAUACGGUGCCGCUGUUCAGGCUGGUAUUCUUACUGGACAGGACGGUACUGACGGCGUCGUCCUAAUGGAUGUCAACCCUCUCACUCUAGGUAUUGAGACCACUGGCGGAGUCAUGACGAAGCUGAUUCCCCGCAACACUGCCAUCCCUACACGCAAGAGCCAGAUUUUCUCUACCGCUGCCGAUAACCAGCCCGUGGUCCUGAUCCAGGUCUACGAGGGUGAGCGAAUUGCGACCAAGGACAACAACCUUCUUGGCAAGUUUGAGCUUACUGGGAUCCCUCCCGCGCCUCGCGGUGUUCCCCAGAUCGAGGUUAUCUUUGAACUUGAUGCCAACGGCAUUCUCAAGGUCUCUGCUCACGACAAGGGCACUGGCAAGCAGAAGUCCAUCACCAUCACCAACGACAAGGGCCGUCUCACCCAGGAGGAAAUUGACCGCAUGGUUGCCGAGGCUGAGAAGUACGCAGAGGAGGACAAGGCCACCCGAGAGCGUAUCGACGCCCGCAACGGUCUGGAGACGUACGCUUAUAACCUCAAGAACCAGGUCAACGACGCCGAGGGUCUCGGCGGCAAGAUCGAGGAGGAGGACAAGGAGACUAUUCUGGAUGCCGUUAAGGAGGCUCUUGAGUGGCUCGACGAGCACGGCCAACAGGCUUCUGCCGAAGACUUUGAGGAACAGAAGGAGAAGCUGUCCAACGUGGCUUAUCCCAUCACCUCGAAGAUGUACGGUGGUGAUGGGCCUGGUGGAAGCGAGGAAGCCGAGUCUGAUGUCCACGACGAACUGUAA
Molecule: messenger RNA, 1995 nt
Organism: Metarhizium album ARSEF 1941
Lineage: Eukaryota; Fungi; Ascomycota; Sordariomycetes; Hypocreales; Clavicipitaceae
Product: 78 Kda glucose-regulated protein
Exons: 5
Coding region: 1-1995 (664 amino acids)
Biological process (GO): protein refolding; cellular response to unfolded protein; endoplasmic reticulum unfolded protein response
Cellular component (GO): endoplasmic reticulum chaperone complex; nucleus; cytoplasm
Molecular function (GO): ATP binding; heat shock protein binding; ATP hydrolysis activity
Source: RefSeq, a predicted model, not a curated record